Molecule: messenger RNA, 399 nt
Organism: Boeremia exigua
Lineage: Eukaryota; Fungi; Ascomycota; Dothideomycetes; Pleosporales; Didymellaceae
Exons: 2
Biological process (GO): nucleolar large rRNA transcription by RNA polymerase I
Cellular component (GO): RNA polymerase I upstream activating factor complex
Molecular function (GO): RNA polymerase I cis-regulatory region sequence-specific DNA binding
Source: RefSeq, a predicted model, not a curated record
UCUAGGCGCACUGCCAGCGUUUACGAUGCAGUUGCAGGACGUGUCACGCAGGCAGGGCUGAUUGGUAAUGUCACGGACGUGAAGAGCUCACGACAGCCUCUUCGCCCCGACGAGGUCCUCUUCAAGCAAGCCAACGCGCCAAUCCGGUACGAGGAAACCGACUACUACAACGCACAUGCCCGCCUGCCUGCCAACCAACAGCUCCCAAGUGGCGACCUACUGACCGCAAUCCACGCGUAUGUGUCGAAGCUCUAUUCGCGGACCGCAGAAGGCGACAUCCAGCCUGCUUACAAGAGCAUGGACGAGACUGCACUGAUCGCUUUUGGGAUUCUUAUGGAAGAGACGGCGCGAGAAGUACUUGGCGAGACGGGCGACUUUGCAUUCGUUGAAGCCGCCGAC